Molecule: messenger RNA, 1150 nt
Organism: Exophiala xenobiotica
Lineage: Eukaryota; Fungi; Ascomycota; Eurotiomycetes; Chaetothyriales; Herpotrichiellaceae
Exons: 3
Coding region: 32-997 (321 amino acids)
Source: RefSeq, a predicted model, not a curated record
GUGAGACAGUUUCAGCAAUCCAACUCCGGCCAUGCUGCGCUGUCUGUUACUGCCGCUGAAUGCGCUCUUUAUAUUCUAUUUCGCUCUUUGCUCCUCAGUCAGGGCCAGCGAUGAAAAGAUCUUGUCAAAUGGAAGCCCGAAAAGGAGAGGAUAUUCCCCGGGGGAGUUGAUGCCUGUCAGCUGCUUGAAUAGGACAAUUGACACGGGCGAACAUAUCACCGACAGCCAUGGCAAUUUGCAAUAUAUACCGUUCCCGACCUGCAAUGAGACAAACCAGCCUUUGGCCUUCCCCUACAACACCCCUCAGACUCAGACAUGUACCCUUGACUCUCUACCCGACGAGCUCUAUCACUUGAUCGAGUUCUUCGUCCACAGCGAUGUUCCUUUGACAUGUCGCGUCCCAUCAUACCCUCUGUCGCAAGAAGAGUUGGGCAUAACAUCAUCAUUGCCUGAAGUUGGAGGGACAGGAGCUGAGAAGGAUCAUUGGACACCUUUCACAAUUGCUCUACAAGGCACGCUGCAGCUGUCUCAUCUACACCUGCACACGAAUAUAAACGUCCUUUUCCAUAUGUCGCAAGAUCCCGAGUCGCCCAAGGCCGCUUCUGAAUCGCACUUGAUAGCCUCGACCGCAUACUCGGUUCCGAACAUUUCUGCACCCGCACCCAUUGAAGGUUCGAAAAUUGUCCGCUAUGAACCUGUUGUCCUCACGUUCAAUGUUGGAUGGAUUGAUGGCGCAGUGCUACCGGGGAUGGUCGGACGGCCGGUGCUUGGCGUCACAGCCCACAGGGUUGGCUUCUCUUUGUUGAGUUUCUUUGCAUUGGCUGCCAGUGCCGGUGUGGGUGCAAUGAUUAUGCUUGUUUACGAAAGGAGAAAGAGCGGGAGAAGUGGCGUGUACGGUAACGGAAUUUUGGGUGGCAAUGUUGGCAAUGGGAUACCCAGGACGUCAGGAUACGGAGGAUAUGGAGGCUAUGGUAGCAGCUUUGGUAAACGCGACUGACAGCCUUGCGCUUUCCAGACUCAGAAAUGCAAGUGUCCUGUUCAUCGAGCCCGAAACUGGUGAUUGACUAUCCGCGGCUUGCCCGUACCAGCCGUUCGCUAUCGACGAAGUGCAAGACCCAGCCUUGCCGUGACUACCUAUAUUUGGCCCCAG